AUGACCGAUGAGCGUAAUUUCCGUUCGUCGUAUUAUGAGAAGGUCGGGUGUCGCGGCGUAGAGGAGAAGAAAUCGCUGGAAAUUCUAAUGAAAGAAAAACCUUGGGACAGGGUAAAGUUAAAGCAGUUUUGUCUGAGAUUUACAGUUCCGGCUGCCUACAGAAAUCUAGUUUGGAAGGUGUUAUUAGACAUCAUCCCAGUAUAUCCAGACUCACAUCAGUUCGUGACUGAACAGAGAACUGAACAGUACAAUGACCUUCUAUAUGCUGCAGAGAUGUUAGAGCGAGUAGAGAUGACAGCUCCGCGUAGUGAAGUACUCUUAGCUAUGUGGUUAUUGGAGCUAGAAGAACGCAAACCACCAGUUUUUCCAGAGACUAAUUACUCUUCAGCCGACACCUUUAUUCCUAUAGCAAACACAUUACUACAACUCUACGACAAUGAGGUGGAUGUUUACUGGCUUAGUAAGGGACUUAGUGAAAUUGUACGGACCAUGCAGAAAGAUAUAGUUAAGCUUAAAGAGGCUUUUCACAAUAUGCUGCAAAAGGAAGAUGGUGAAUUAUAUAAUCACUUGGUGGAAAUAAAGGCACUGGAUCUGAUACCACUCACCAAAUGGUUUAACUGCUGCUUUGCCGGAGUUCUAGAUGACAGCUCCCUUACAAAAAUAUGGGAUAAAGUGUGCAGUGGUGCUCCAAAGAUCCUUUCAUUUGUUGCCGUGAUGGUGGUUAUGACUCUUCGGAGAAAUAUUUUAAGAGCCACUAAUGCAGAACAAGUGCUCAAAUGUGUAGCUGAGAUACCAGAACAAUGUGAAGAAGUGGUGGCAAAUAAAGCUAUAGAUUUAUGGCAAUACUAUGCCCAGCCCCAAAAUGAACAGCUCAAAAAAUGA
Molecule: messenger RNA, 882 nt
Organism: Leptosia nina
Lineage: Eukaryota; Metazoa; Arthropoda; Insecta; Lepidoptera; Pieridae
Source: the annotation of a GenBank genome assembly